Messenger RNA from Mesoplodon densirostris (Blainville's beaked whale), 2271 nucleotides. It is a transcript of the gene UBOX5, whose product is annotated as U-box domain containing 5. Bases 130 to 1746 code for a protein of 538 amino acids. Gene Ontology annotation, cellular component: nucleus. Lineage: Eukaryota; Metazoa; Chordata; Mammalia; Artiodactyla; Ziphiidae. The transcript has 5 exons. Gene Ontology annotation, biological process: protein polyubiquitination. The record is from RefSeq and is a predicted model, not a curated record. Gene Ontology annotation, molecular function: ubiquitin-ubiquitin ligase activity; ubiquitin protein ligase binding.
CGCCUGGCUCCCCUCCUCUAACUACUGGACUGUAGUUUAAAACGAAGCUAUUCGGCCUUGCUCAGACCUGUACCUGGAAGGUGGAAAGGCUAUUUCUGAUGCUUGGAAGCUAUCCUUUCAGCCGUAAGGAUGGUAAUAAAUCUUUGCCUCCCACAGUUCAGACCAAGAAUUUACUGCAACAAGAUAUCAGCUGAUGGUUAUGAAGUAGAAAAUCUCAUCUCCGAAGACCUCACAAAGAGAAGUCAUGGUUUUAGGACAGAGUAUUUCAUUAAGCCACCAGUCUAUGUGACAGUUUCCUUUCCCUUCAGUGUGGAAAUCUGUAGGAUUAACAUAGACCUCACAGCUGGGGGAGGCCAGACUGUCACUGGCCUGGAAAUGUAUACAUCUGCCUUGUCCAGCAGAGUGUCUUGGAGUACCCCCGAGUGCCAGACCCCAGGCCCAGAUGAGCCAUCCAUUCCGGACAAAGAAGCGUUCACUUUGGUGGGCAAAGUCUUGUUGAAAAACCAGAGCCAAGUGGUGUUUAGCCACAGGGGCUUCAAAGCCAGGCCACCUUUUGGCCCGAUGGAAGCCACACUUCCCUCCCCUGCUGUUGUGGCCCAGGAGCUCUGGAAUAAAGGGGCUCUUUCUCUUAGUCAUGUGGCCCAUCUCAAGAUUUGUAUCACCCAUGUGACAGGCAGUGGUAUCCCUUGUAUCAAGCGGUUGGAAGUAUGGGGUCAGCCAGCCAAAACCUGCUCUCAGGAGGUGAUAGACAGUGUUUUGCUGGUUGCCUCAGAGAGCCUCCCUCAGGACUUGUCUCUACAGGCCCCGGCCUUGCCCAUGGAGAGUGACUGUGAUUCUGGGGGCCAGUCUGAGGGCCAGCAGGCCCCCUCCAGCCUACUGGAGCUGGCUGAGGUAAUUCGGGAUGUACCUGAAGAGUUCCUGGAUCCCAUCACCCUGGAGAUCAUGCCUUACCCCAUGCUGCUGCCCUCAGGCAAGGUCAUUGACCAGAGCACGCUGGAGAAGUGUAACCAUAGUGAAGCCGCAUGGGGCCGAGUGCCCAGUGACCCUUUCACAGGAGUAGCCUUUACUCCACACUCCCAGCCCCUGCCUCACCCCUCCUUGAAGGCCCGGAUCGACCAUUUCCUGCUCCAGCACUCCAUCCCUGGCUGCCACCUGCUUGGGAGAGCUCAGACUGCAUUGGCAGUGACCCCUUCUUCCAUUGCUCUGCCCUCUCAGAAAAGGAAGAUGGAGCAGGGUGAACAUGCCCCAGACAGUAGCCUUGGCUUAAAUGCUUCCUGUUUUUCUACCACAAGCCUUCUGGUCUCACCCACUACCUCAGAGCACACUGCUAAGAAAAUGAAAGCUGCCAGUGAGCUCAUGGAUUGUUCAACAGCAGGUCCAGUAUCCCAUGAGCAAAAGCUGUCGCAAAGCUUGGAAAUUGCCUUGACGUCAACCCUUGGCUCCAUGCCCUCCUUCACAGCUCGGCUGACCAGAGGACAGCUCCAGCAGCUCAGCACAAGAGGGAGCAGUACUUCCUGGAGGCCAGGCUCCAGCUCGGAGCAGCUUGGGAGCAUCCUGGGCCCAGAAUGCACAUCCUGCAAAAGAGUGUUCUCUCCCUACUUCAAAAAGGAGCCCGUGUACCAGCUUCCCUGUGGCCAUCUCCUGUGCCGGCCCUGCCUGGGUGAGAAGCAACGCUCCCUACCCAUGACAUGCAUAGCCUGCCAGCGGCCAUUUGCCAGCCAGGACGUUCUGCGGGUUCACUUCUGAGUGACUGGCCUCAACCUGAGAAGACCCAUCGCUGGGAGGAGCUGAGGAGGAGUGAGUGGGUGGUCAAAGCCCCUGAGGUCUGGCCAGGUCCCAGGCACAGGGGGGCCUCUGCUUUCUCGCGGGCUUUCCCUUUGUCUCCUCCCACAGCGUAGCACAUGGGGCUGCGGAGUGAGGGGUCAGGGAAGGGGCUCUCCACGCCUGCUCAAGUGGCAAAAGGAUAACAAAGCCAUAGUUUGAGCUGGGAGGGAUGGGGGAGAUGUCCCUGCCCUCCCGUGCCUCCCUGCCAGCGCGCCCUGCCAGAGCCCAGGGCCUGCUAGAGCCAGCCCCACCCUCUGAGGCCCCCCAGGUCGUCUACACACACCCCUCAGCCUACAGCGUGGAUGUGAAUGUGGCUCGGGAUCUGAGAGAGCCUCCACCUUCAGUGUCACUCCAAAGUGGAGCGUGGCAAGGAUCUGUGGAGUGAAUGAGUCAGCCCCUCUGACUGGCAGACCACCCCGAGCCUUAAUAAAGCAAUGGUUGACGUCC